AUGCCACGAGUCGAGCUGACAGAGGAAGAAAAACAGAACAUCCAAAACAAGGAUCUCCUCUUUAAGAGGUUUGUUGAGCCAGGAAGGCUGUGCCUCAUCGAAUAUGGCCCCUAUGCGGGAAAGCUCUGCUUCAUCGUGGAUAUCGUGACGCUGACCCGAGUCAUCGUCGAUGGAGCCUUCAUCACAGGCGUGCCCCGAAUGGUCAUACCCCUGAAGAGGCUGAAACUAUUAAAGGAAAGAAUAAAAAUCAACAAAAAUUGCAAAACGGGAUUCCUCCACAAGACUAUAAAGAGCACCAACAUCAUAGGAGAGUUUAAAAAAUCCAACUUAGGAAAAAAAUUGGCUAUUAAAAAGAAGAGAGACUUGGCAACCGACUAUGAACGCUUCCAGAUAUAUCAUGCCAAGAGAGAAUUGAAAAAGAAGAUGAAUGUUCUUAAGAGUAAGAAGGACAGUAGCAAUAAGGGAGACAACAAGAAGAAGGCCAAGAAGGUUAAGAAGGCCAUGAAGAACUAA
Molecule: messenger RNA, 513 nt
Organism: Plasmodium knowlesi strain H
Lineage: Eukaryota; Apicomplexa; Aconoidasida; Haemosporida; Plasmodiidae
Product: 60S ribosomal protein L14, putative
Exons: 3
Coding region: 1-513 (170 amino acids)
Biological process (GO): translation; ribosomal large subunit biogenesis
Cellular component (GO): cytosolic large ribosomal subunit; ribosome
Molecular function (GO): RNA binding; structural constituent of ribosome
Source: RefSeq, a predicted model, not a curated record